AUGGAGGAAGAAUUAGCGACCCUAAAACAGACCCUUGAAGCUGCCUUGGCCAGACUACAAGGACCUCUGAACGGAGAAUUGACCCAGGCACCGCACGCUUAUGGUCCAAACCAGCUCCCCGACAAAAGGCUUAGCGUGCUUGCAGCGGAGAACAUAGAUCUUUUGCACUCCAUAGAGCAGCUACUGACCCCUGCGCCGUUAUUGCUGGCAGAUUACUUCUUAGGCUACGUCGACACCAAAUGCCUUUAUGCAGCGGUACAACUUAGGGUGCCUGAUAUCCUGAAAGCCGGUGAAAAGACUAUCUCCAACAUAGCCCGAGAAUGCAAUGCCCGAGAAGACCGGUUGAAGCAGAUAAUGCGUGCCUUAUCCUUCAAUGGCAUUUUUUCCUGGAAUCCUUCCACAGAUGCGUACAGCAACAAUUCCGUUUCGGAGCUCCUCACCAGCGGCCACUGGACACAGUGGCGAAAUUGGGUUGAUCUCUAUGGCAAUGAGUUCUACGAUAUCGCAAGGGGCAUACCGGCAUCAUUGGCAACAGGCUGCACACGUAGUGCCGCGCAAGUCAACUUCAACACGGAUGACAACAUGUUCACAUACUUCACAGCACAGGGAUGGCUCCCGCGGCUACACAGAACUCUUGGGGGAGGAGCUACAGCACAGAGUCCCGGAAUACUUGAAGACUAUCCGUGGCAUGAAUUUGGCAACGGGCCUUUCCUGGAUAUCGGAGGAGGUGAAGGAGCCCUGGUUGCACUCCUGCUCCGCAAGUACAAGUCUCUUAAUGGGGCUUUGUUCGACACGGCACGAGUCAUUGAACAUGCUCAACGUUUGUUUCAUGAGCCGGGGGCCAAAUUCAAUGAUGUUGCACAACAGCUGAUUCCCAAUGGGCUCAUUACGGGUGACUUUUUUGCAAGCAUACCAACCUUUGAAUUCUAUACUAUGAAGUGGUGCUUGCAUGAUUGGAAGGACCCGGAGGCUGAAAAAAUACUCUCGAACAUCCGCCGUGCCAUCAAAGCCACGCCAGAAAGUCGGCUAGUUAUCCUUGAGUCCAUAUUGGUAGGAGGGAGAUUUGGGCGGCUGUCUAGAUAUGCCGAUAUCAAUAUGAUGAUGACGGCAAACGGUCAAGAGAGAACGGAGGAUGAAUGGAGGCAGCUAGCCAGGGCGACCGGUUGGAAACUCGGCCGAAUCUGCUCUCUGAGAGGUGCAUGGCCAUGUGCCAUUGAGCUACGGCCUGCUCCCCCAUUGUAG
Molecule: messenger RNA, 1242 nt
Organism: Exophiala dermatitidis NIH/UT8656
Lineage: Eukaryota; Fungi; Ascomycota; Eurotiomycetes; Chaetothyriales; Herpotrichiellaceae
Product: O-methyltransferase GliM-like protein
Exons: 2
Coding region: 1-1242 (413 amino acids)
Molecular function (GO): O-methyltransferase activity
Source: RefSeq, a predicted model, not a curated record